AAAAAACAUACACGUACACAUACACACACAUACGGUACGCUACCGCUAAAUAUAUUGCAUACUAACAAUAAAAGCCUGGUAGCCAAAACUUGAAAGCUCUAAACCGAAGGGGGCAAGAGUACCUGUCCGCUAUAGAGUCUACGCUCUACGGUACUGUGCAAAAUGAAAGUACAUUCAGUGCGACCUGGAAUGCGUCUGGGCUCAUCUUGUGGUCUUGUGCAGCGCCGCACGGUAACGUGCUGCACUGCUUUACGGCUAUCACAAGGGUCGGCGAGCACUGUAAGCCGACGGGCCGCCUUCAUUAGCGGCCUAGCGACACUCUUCACCGGACUGCCUCGUCCAGUUGGUGCCAACCCAGCUAAUGCUCACCAGGUCCCCAACGUUAUUCCAGUCGAUGCCCUAGUUGCGGACAUCUCCGUAGCGCCGGUCGGCAGCGUCUCGCUCGGCCAAGUCUUGGCCAUGUUCUUCACAGUUGCAGUCGGCGCCCUUGCUGCAAUCUCUAGCGUUCAGCUAUACGAGCAGAAGAAGGCUACGUGGGAUGCCCGCUCCAAUGCCGCCGCCGCAGCGGCUUCUCGCGACCAGCUGGCGGCAGAGGUGGCCGCCCUGACCGCGCGGCUGGAGGGGGUGCAGCAAGAGGCUGUUGCGGCGGCUGGGGAGUUCCGCAAGGAGAUAGCAGCAAAGGAGGAAGAGUUAUCCCGGCGGGGGAUGGAGCUCUGCCAGGCGCAGCAAAUGUUGCGGGCCGCCGAGUCGCGGGCCGCCUCCACAGCCGCACAGCUAAUCGCAGCAGAGGACAAACUGCUGACGGCACGCAGAGAGCUGGAGGCGGUGACCGCGGCUCAACGUGACGCCACCGAGCAGGCCACCGCCGCAACCUGGCGCGCGCAGCAGUUGUCACAGGCGCUAGCUCGCGAGAAGGCGGACGCGGAGCGGGCGCUGGAGGAGGCGCGUGCGCGGCUGGAGGCGGCGGUGAAGGCGCAGAUGGCGGAGCAGGAGGCGGGCGCGCGGGCGAGGACGGAUUUGGGCGGGGCACGCAGUCGGCUGGCGAAAAUGGAGGCUGAGCUCACCAACCGCGCGGUGCAGCUGUCGGCCCUGCAGCAGGAGGCGGCCACCUCGGUCGCUCAGAUGGCGGAGCUGCAGGCUCGGCUGGGCGCGGUGAGCGCAGCGGCGGAGGGCCGGGUGGCGGAGCUGGCGGCGGAGCGGGACCGACUGGCGGAGGCGCUGGCGGCUGAGCAGCAGCAGGUGGCGGAGCUGCAGGCCGCCAGGGACGCCGCCUCCCGCGGCGCUGCAGCGCUGCUGGAGCGGUGCACGCAGCUAGAAGAGGAGCUCAACGAGUACAAGGAGGAGCUGCACAAAUCCCACACUGCCGGCCGCGCGCUGCAGGCUGAGGUCGCCAGCCUGCAGGCGGCGGUGGCGGGGGGCGAGCAGCGGCUGGCGGAGGUUGAGGGUGCGCGUGAGGCGGCGGAGGCGCGGCUGGAGCAGCUGGGGUGGGAGCUGGAGGCGGCGGGCAGGGGGCUGGCGAAGGCGAAGGCCGCCCAGUCCGCCAGCGCCUCUGAGGCAGCGGUUGCCUCCGCGCGUGCAGCCGACCUGGAGCAGCAGCUGGACCGCAUGACAGAACACCUGGAGCAGAACGAGGCGGACCUGGAGUCUGAGCGCGCCGCUCGACACCAAUUGCAUGCCCAGCUGGACGAGCUACAGGAGGCGCACUCGGCGCUGGAGGCCACUGCACGCGCUCUAAAGGGCAGCCAGGAGGCGGCGGCGCGGCAGCUGGUGGAGCAGCAGGGCGAGAUGCGGGAGCUGCGUGGCGCGGCGGACAAGCAGCGGGAGAAAGCAUUGCGCUACAAGCAGGAGGCGGAGCGCGCGUCUGACGAGGCUAGUACUCUGCGUAACGAAGCGGGUGCCCUCCAAGCCGGCCUGCAGCAUGCCCUUGCGGCUGCUGACGCCAAGGCCGCAGAGGCCCGCCGCACCGCCUCCGAGCUCGCCUCGCUGCAGGCCCAGCUGGCCUCUCUCUGCGGCGACAAUGCCGCGCUGCAGACCGCCCUGGAGCAGGCGAACACUAACGCUGUGGAGGCGGCUGAGCAGCUCGAGUUGGCCCAGGUACUCGUACGUUCCCUGCGUGGCGAAAUCUCGGCGCUGCAUGGCGAGCUCGAGCAGUCCGUAGCAGCGGCCGCAGCCAAAGCUAUGGAGGCGGACCGCGCGGCGAGUGAGGUGGCGUCGCUGCAAGCAGCCAUGGAGUCCCUGCGCGUCCGGGUGGCCGGCUUAGAGGCGGAGCUGCAGCAGCAGACCCGUGGGUCGGCAGCGGCUGAGGCGGAGCUGCGGCAGGAGGUUGAGGGCCUGCAGGGAGCUCUAGGGAAGGCACGCGCCGAGGUGCACCGAGCAGCGGGUAACGUGGCUGCGCUGCAAACCCGUAUCGAGUCCAUUUCUGCCGAGCUGCGGCAGGCUCGUUACGAGGCGGACGCCAAGGCCGCGGCGGCUUUGCGCUCCGAGGAUGCGGUUGUGGAGCUGCAUGGCCGGGUGGUUGGCCUCCUUUGCGAGGUGGAGUCGCUGCGUGGUGAGGCGCAGCGGACACAUGCGGCGGCCGAUGCUCGAGUGUCCGAGCUGAGUGCGGCGCUCUCGGGUUACAUGGAGCGCAGCAGCGAGCUAGAUAAAAAGGUCCAGGCCGCCGCUAGUCGCGAGGCUGAGCUGAUUCGGGUGGCCGACAGCUCCCGAACCGCCCUCGUCAAGGCGGAGCAGAGUGCACUAGCCAUCCGCCGCGAGAUGGCCGAGGCGGAGAUGCGCGCAGCUGUCAUGAGGGAGGAGAACGUGGACCUCACACAGCAGGUUACAAGCCUAGCGGCCGAGUUGGAGCAGGCUCGGCGCGCUGCUGCCUCCAACGCCGGCCUGGAGCAGCAAGUGGCUCACCUGCAGGAGGAGCUUUCCGCCGCACAAAGCAUCGCGGCUGAGGUGGAGGCGCUCCAGCAGCAGCUGGCUGAACGUGACCGACAGCUGAAGGAGUCCGCGCGUGCCGCAGCAGCCCGCCUGCAGGCCACCGUCGCCACCCCAGAACCCAGCGACGGAGAGGUUGAGUACGGUGGUUGUGUCAUUGGUAGCAGCGGCGCCUCGCCUGCUCCCAAGGGCAGUGCGCCACCAACACCCAAGCGAGCCCGCGCCGCCACUGCCAGGAGCAGCCCGCGACGGGGUUCGCUGAAGAGGGUCGACCCGGUUGCUGGCAGUUCCGCCGAGGCAGCAUCGGCGACGGAGGCGCCAGCAGAGGCGGUCGAGGCGCCCAAUCAGACGCACCGCACCAUGGCCAAGAGCACGGCACGACCACAUCUGGUUGCGAUGGCGCUUGUGGAGGUCGCAACCUCCGCAGAGGCUCUUGCCGCUAUGGAGGGCACUGCGGCACUUGCUGCAGCUGGCAAGGUUAGCCGCCGGAUGGAGGCUCCGGCUGAGGCGAAGGCGGGAGCGGAGGCAGAAGCGCCGAAGCGGAGGGGCCGCCUGAGCAGGAAAGUGGCGGAAGUGUCUGACACGGCGUGAGGUGCUGGGCAUUAGACGUGAAGUUCUCGGUUUCAGCCCGAGGGUCGAUGCUAUGUACGCUUAUGUGAACACCGGGCCACCACCUUUGGGCGAUGAGGGGCCCGAGAAUUGAACAUGUGCGUGGUGGGGAGAGAGGGAUUAUGGCUUAUCAGACCCGGCUAGAGGUCCAUGGCAUUGUCUGGCAUCGGUUUUUUGGCCUGCCCGCUCCGCUAGGUCGCUAGGGCGUUGGGAAUGAGAAAAACCUCCUAUUUAGGAAACAUCAUGCUUGAAGCCAGAGUAGCGUGUAUACUGUUGCAUACUGUUGCUUUGUGUGAUGAACGGUACCACGAGAAGUGUUUAUUAAAGGUCGCAGACAAGGGAGAGUUUGUAACCUACUUCCAAACCUACUGUUUGUGUUGUUACGACUGACAUUGUAAACACCACACAAAAGCCAUUGUGGUCACAGAUAAUCUGGCGCCUGUUUGUGAAGGGUGUGUCGUACAUCCACGUGCCCUGGUUAUGUAUGGACUUUAGUAUGCCAAUGGCUAACGCUAUGAAUUGCAUGUUGUUAAAGGCUGAAGUUUCGAGCCUAACCAGAAGGGAGCCUUUGGUGCCUUUCUAUGAGUGCAAACAUCACGGGUGUGAUGGCAAGCGUUGUUCACUUGCCUCAACAAUAGCAGUGUUCAUGAAAAGGUCACAUAUGUCGAAUCAUGGUGAAAGUGCUUUGUGAAACAGCAAACAGUUUGGCGAGUGUCGUACCCUAGUGUUAUGAUGCUUGGCCAAAAAGCAUGAGCUGUCGCGUCCUCGGUUACGUUCAGCUCUCUAAGUUUUAAGUCAUGCGCAUUGGUGGGGUUUACUUACAGAUCCGACCGCCAGCAACAUUUGUCGCCAGCAGGGGUGCUGCAUGUCCUACGUUCUUGCUGUGCAAUACGCCAAUACCCCUUGCACUGCCUAAAGAAAAAAACACUUUGCCCAUGGGGGGUAGUUUCGCCGAAGAAUGACCCCAUGCUUCAAUAUUAUAGAUAUCGGCGAGAGCUUUCCAAAGCCGCUUUCAAAUUUGUAAAUGGAGCCGUACGAAAAAUGGGCUCUCAAAUUAGGUCGUACGGCAGGGGUGGGUAAAGAGGAAACAACUAACUGGCUGUGUGAUAAGGCGUCAGGGGUGGGUAGGUGGGUCCAGAGCCCCAGCGACUUUUCCUUUAAUCUUUGAAACUUAUUUCCUAGGUAUUGUUUUGCCAAACGAAAAGCAGAUUAGGACACCUGUUGUAAUGAAUGCAAUGUGCGCUAGUAUUCGAACCGUUGUGUGGAGUUUGCGGGUGGCAGUGUCCCUAUGGCUCUAGCUGGCCCAACAUACACAGUGGUCUUUAGGAAGCGGGUGUUACACUGGGGGACAGUAGCUGAGACCAUCGCCAGACGUACAUUCUAACAGGGCGUCGAUUGCCCUACCCCAGGGGGCACGCCGUGCACAAGGCAGGGAACCGUGCCAAACAGAUACAGGGACAGGCAACUAGGUCCCAGAGAAACAACUCAAGAGAGGCUGUCAAACUAGCUCCCCAAAACCCGAUGUGCAGGUACUGCCAACCUAGCAACCAGGGUCCCAGAGAAAUGCGACUCACAGAUGCCGCCAAACCAGCACCAGAAAGAUCGCGGCCCGCAACCACGGAAUCCGAAACGAAACUGUCACGGAGAAGAGUGCAGCAAGCCACCAAGGCAUACCAAGUGACAUCUGCGCAUCAGGCCGACCAAACAGUGGCAUGCCGACAGCCACCCAGCAGCGCCAGACCCAAGCCUGAUGACUUAGCACAAAGGCUAAAGCCCUCCUUAAAGAAAGCACGCGCGAUACCAACGGCUCCCAGUGCCACUGGGGGAAGACCUUUUUCGUUAAAAGGUUUCCUGACGCCGCACAAGCCCAACAGUAAGGACCUAAGGGAUAGCGCGCUGUAGGGCAGGCUAAACUGCGGGAAUGCGCUCCAGAGCGGUCCAAAGGAGGUCAUCAUGCUGGAACGCCACAAUCACGCCAGAGCGCCUCGCCAACGCCAGCAAGCCCAGCAGCUCACAUCCUGUAGACCAUAUCCAGAAUUCAGAACCAUGGUGUAGGCCGCGCCAGAAAUUGGGCCAUGGAUGACGGGCGAGCAGAGCUCAAGCCCAAUCAGAAAGCCCGUUAGUGGGAAUAGCGCGAAUGUACGGUAGAG
Messenger RNA from Astrephomene gubernaculifera, 5681 nucleotides. The record is from the annotation of a GenBank genome assembly. Lineage: Eukaryota; Viridiplantae; Chlorophyta; Chlorophyceae; Chlamydomonadales; Astrephomenaceae.